Folsomia candida is the source of this 634-nucleotide messenger RNA. RefSeq lists its product as uncharacterized. The coding region runs from base 152 to 463 and encodes 103 amino acids. The record is from RefSeq and is a predicted model, not a curated record. Lineage: Eukaryota; Metazoa; Arthropoda; Collembola; Entomobryomorpha; Isotomidae. The transcript has 3 exons.
GCAUAUUUACGUCAUGGGCAUAAAAGAAAUUGAAAAUGUUGCCCAGUCGUCACUAAUCCACGGGCCGCAUCGCACUUGGUCAAAUCUCUGCCUGCAUAUUUGCAGAUUUUGAAGCAAUAUUUGCAAAAUACUUGAAAACCAUUUUUGAAUCAUGGAAGCAGCAGCAGCAUCGAGUCAGAGCAGUGAUUUACUUUCCGACGUGACGGGCCGGACAUUAUUCCUUCUGGAUACCCCAUUCUUCUACAUCUUGGGCUACUUGCUGGUCGCAUAUUUCGUCAUCUACUUCGUCGCAAUGUACGCGGGACCUAUGAUGACCGGAAGUGACCCGUACUAUCCCUACCCAUCGUACCCCUACAGACACGGGAUGCCUCACUCGAUCAAAAAACGUUCCCUGCCACACGGCUACACCGAUCAGGACCUGAUUUCCAGAGUGACCAACGCCAUUGAGGGCCAGACCUACUAAACCCAAACUCAUUAUUAUCUAAUAAUUAUAGCCCCAUUAUGAUAAUUGCGAUAUUUUUUAUGUAUUAUGUUCAAAAUCAAAAUUGACAAAAUUGCAUCAAAACUUGUAAUCGGCAUUGGUAAAACUGUUUAAGUAAAUAAAUAAAUACGAAAAAUUUAAUAUGACGCAAAU